ACCUCCCCUUGAAGAACUCUCCAGUAAGCAGACGUCUUUGACAGAAGUGCUUCUUCAUCGUUAUUUACUUUUAUUUCGUGCUCUUGAGAUGAAUUGCACAAAAUGACGGCAAGCUUGAAAAGACCAAGGAGCCCAAAUGCAGACUGUGAAGAUUGCUUGCCAAUUUCCAAGAGGAUUAACAGACUUCAAAUAGAGUCUGGUCAUCAGUCUUUCAAUCAUGACAGCAACAAUCAAAUGAACAAUAACAUAGGAAGACCUAAUGGAAAUGUUCACCCAGACAACAUUAUCUCACAAUGUCGCAAACUUCGCAUUAACUCGGACCCUGUUCAUCCAAGUCACCUCAGAAACAGUGCAGAAUUCCCUGGAUGUUCUGGAUGUAGUCAGUCCAUGGUACAAAGCCAGUCUAUGAACAAGCUGCCAUUUGACAUGGGUGAGGGUUAUAACCCUGAACUAGAGGAAAAAGACAAUCCUAUCUAUUUCCGAAUAAAUCAGGUGCUUUUUGAGGCUCACAAAGAAAGGGCAGAAAGGUCACAGACCAAGUUUCCAGAUUAGUGAUUGGAAGCUGAAUGAUAUGUGCGACUUGUGUCUGGCUGGUCAUGAAUGUGUUAUGUGUAGAUGUGGUAGGAUGCGGUGUUGGACUCAAUGUUCGGUGGUGUACAUGUAUUUCUAGAACUUGUACUUUAUUACAUACUUGCUUAGAUUUCUAUAUACCUUUAUCAAAAUAUAUCAUCUUGCUUGCCUUGGUUGUUGGGACAGAAGUGGUUAUCAAACAUUCAUGUUUAAAUUGUUUGGCCCUAUCAUUUUCAAAUUAAGCCCAUCUUGGAAAGCUGUGUAUCAGUUAUAGAUAAUUUUGAUUAGAAGUCAUACCAUACUUAUGUUAACAUGUAUUUAAAUUGUAACUUACAUGGGAAUGUGGAGAAUGAAUCUUCCAACUAAUAAAGAAUAUUAAUGAUCA
Messenger RNA from Pecten maximus, 955 nucleotides. RefSeq lists its product as uncharacterized. The transcript is spliced from 4 exons. The record is from RefSeq and is a predicted model, not a curated record. NCBI's taxonomy places the organism in Eukaryota, Metazoa, Mollusca, Bivalvia, Pectinida, Pectinidae. Bases 103 to 552 code for a protein of 149 amino acids.